Molecule: messenger RNA, 3627 nt
Organism: Phacochoerus africanus (Common warthog)
Lineage: Eukaryota; Metazoa; Chordata; Mammalia; Artiodactyla; Suidae
Gene: OTOA
Product: otoancorin
Exons: 28
Coding region: 1-3447 (1148 amino acids)
Biological process (GO): cell-matrix adhesion
Cellular component (GO): cell surface
Source: RefSeq, a predicted model, not a curated record
AUGUCUCAGGAAUCUAAGACUUACCGACUGCUGCUGUUCCUUUUUCUGAGCCAUGGAGCAGCAAGUCACAGAGCCUCAGAGUCCCGGCAGGAUUUGCAUCCAUUGCUGCAAAAAGUGGCGGAAGAAAUAAUCGAUGGAAGCUACCUGAAUGCACUGCUGGAUCUCAUACAGUUUCAAAGCUCCCACGUGUGGACGGCAGACCUGUCUCACAGAGUCCUGGAUUAUCUGAAUUCGCGGAAUGUUGCCUUCACCAUCCCCAGCCUGCAGGCAGCCAUGGAAAACCACCUGGAGCAGCGUCUAUACCAGCCCCAGAAGCUUCUGGAGGACCUGAGGGGAACAGAUGCUCUGCAGUUCCACACGGCCAUGCGAUGUCUCUUAGAGGACAAGAAGGACCGCUUGGAGCUGGACGACGUCGUUAUUGACUUGGGAGAGAUUCGGAAGCAAGCCUUACAGAGCCCGGGCGUGAAUCGCAGCCUGUUUCUCAUCACGCUGGAGAGGUGUUUCCAGGUGCUGAAUCCCCUGGAGUGUGUGGAGAUCCUUGGCAGGGUGCUGAGAGGGUCCUCAGGCCACUUUCUGCAGCCAGACCUCACAGAGAAGCUCCCCCGGGACCUGCGUGAAGAUGCCUUCAAGAACCUAUCCGCGGUGUUCAGAGAGCUCUACGACCAGACCUCGGCCCAAUCCCAGAGGGCGCUCUACUCCUGGAUGACAGGGAUUUUGCAGACGUCCUCCAAUGUCACUGAUGACUCUGUUUCCUGGGUCAGUGCAGAAAGCUUAUGGAUUUUGGGCAGAUAUAUGGUUCACCUACCACUGGAAGAAAUUACAAACAUUAGUCCUAUAGAAGUCGGGUUGUUCAUCAGCUAUGACAACGCCACCAAGCAGCUGGACACGGUUUAUGACAUUACGCCCGCAUUGGCCCAGGCGUUUCUGGAGAGGAUCCGCGCCUCCAGUUUUGACACGAGAAAUACGUCCACCAUCCACAGGCUGGGGCUGCUGGUUUGUUUCUAUGAUGACCUGGAGUUGCUGGAUGCUGCCGUGGCCCAAGUCCUCCUUCACCAGAUGAUCAAGUGCAGCCGCCUGAGGGGCUUCCAGGCUGGGGUUCAGAAGCUCAAAGCUGACCUUCUGGAAAUUGCCAUGGAAAACCAGACCCUCAACGAGACUCUGGGCUCUUUGUCGGAUGCAGUUGUGGGCUUGACCCACAGUCAGCUGGAAUCCCUCUCCCCUGAGGCUGUGCACGGCGCCAUCUCAACCCUCAACCAGGUCUCAGGCUGGGCCAAGAGCCAAAUCAUCCUAUUGUCUGCCAAAUACCUGGCCCACGAGAAGGUGCUGUCCUUCUACAAUGCCAGCCAGAUGGGAGUGUUGCUGGCCGGGGUCAGCACCCAGGCCCUCCACGCCAUGGACCGCAGGGACCUCUCGCAGGUCCUGAGAAGCACCAUCGCCCUGCACAUGUCUGACUUGUCGCCUGCCCAGCAGCACGGUGUCCUGAGCAAGGUGAUGGAAGCAGGAGGUACAGAUUCCAGCAUUGCGGACAUACAAGGGGCUUUCUUUAAGGAAGUGUCUCUCUUCGAUUUACGGAGGGAACCUGGAUUCAAUGCCUCGGUCCUGAAGGAGAAGGAGCUUCGGCGGAGUCAGGCUUUGUUCCUGUUGGAGCUUCUGUCCAAGACGACCGGGAGGCCAGAGGAGCUCCUGAGUGCAGGGCAGCUGAUCAAAGGUGUCAUGUGUUCCCACGUGGAUGCCAUGAGCGCAGACUCCUUUCUGGCUCAUUUCCAAUAUUUUGAGAAAAACUUCGCUUUGCUGUCACCAUAUCAGAUCAAUUGUUUGGCGUGGAAAUACUGGGAAGUUUCCAGGUCCUUGAUGCCGCCCUUCCUGUUGGCUGCACUCCCGGCUCGCUACCUGGCUUCUGUCCCAGCCUCCCAGUGUGUGCCCUUUCUGAUCAGCCUGGGGAAGCAUCAGUUGGACUCCUUGGUAUUAGAUUCCCACAAAAGGAAUUCGGUCCUCAGGAAAGUGCGGCAGUGCCUGAACGACUCUGUUGCUGAUGAGUACACCGUGGACAUCCUGGGAAACUUGCUCUGCCACCUGCCAGCAGCCGUCAUCCACCAUGGCAUGUCCCCCAGGGCCUGGGCCACCGCCCUGUACAGCCUCAGAGACUGCCCAGACCUCAGCCCCCAGCAGAAGGCAGCAGUGAAACUCAGGCUCCUGGAACAGCAUGGACACCCCCAGAACUGGACAGCGGAGACGACGAGGGAUUUGGGAUCCUUCCUGGUGCUUUUCUCAGGAGAUGAAUUAAGCUCUGUAGCUGCAAAGUUUCCUCAUAUCCUUCAACAAACAGCUUCCAAGAUGGCUGGGAUCUUGCUCCCCCAAGAAUUCCUCUGGGCUGUCUUUGAAUCUGUCCGGAACAGCAGCCAGGAGAGCCCCAGCUCUGGCCCCAGCUCUGGCCCAAGCCCUGGCUCCCAUUCUUCUGGUUGCCAUGGAGUCGUGGCUCCCUCUUCUGAGAACAUCAUCCGGCUGGCAGAGGCCAACACCUGCUGGGCCCCCGAGGGCCUGCUCUGCCUUGAGGAGGCCACCUUCUGCAGGACUGUGGAGCUGCUGGGGGCCGUCAGGGGCUUCAGCCUGGCUCAGCUGAGGACCCUCAAGGAGAAGGCAGUCCAGGUUUGGGACACGCCCUCGUACUGGAGAGAGCAUCAGAUUGUCUCCCUGGGGCGCAUCGCUCUGGCUCUUAACGAGAGCGAACUGGAGCAGCUCGAUCUCAGCUCCAUCGACACUGUGGCGUCCCUCAGCCAGCAGACAGAAUGGACCCCAGCGCAGGCUAAAUCCAUUCUGCAAGGGUUCCUGGAAGAUUCAGGCUAUAGUAUCCAGGAUCUGAAGAGCUUCCACUUGGUAGGACUUGGUGCAACCCUGUGUGCCAUGAACGUCACCGAAAUCUCACUUAUAAAGAUCUCAGAAUUCAGGGUGGUGGUGGCCAGAAUCGGAACCCUGCUCUGCAGUACCCACGUCUUGGCAGAGUUUAAGAGGAAGGCAGAAGUUGUGUUCGGGGAGCCCACCAAAUGGUCCAGCUCUGUCUUGCAGGAGCUUGGGACCAUUGCAGCUGGAUUAACGAAGGAAGAGCUCCGAAUGCUUGACAAGGAGUUGAUGCCACAUUUCCAGCCGUCAGCCAUCACGUGCCUUCCUGAUGAGAUAUUCAAAGAGCUGUCCGUGGAGCAGAUCGCCUCCCUGGGCCCAGAGAACGCCGCGGCCGUAACCCCGGCUCAGCGCCGGCAGCUCAGUAUGUUGCAGCUGCAUAGCCUCCAGCGGGCGCUAGAUGGCGCCAAGACCCGCUCCUGGCUGGACGCUCCUCUGAGCGCCAGCCCCACCCGGACCUCCUCUUCUCCUUCUCCUCCAGGAGCCGGGGUCUCCUGGGAUCUUGGGCUGGGCUGCCCCCUACUGGUCCUGAUACCCAAGCUCCUGUGGUGAGUCGAGUUUGCACAUCGCCCUGAGGCCAGGGCAGCUGGCUGGGGUGCGUGGAGACCGAGGGAGCUGCGAAUGGUGGGAGUCCCCUACCGUGACUCAGAGCCUCAACAGGGGCAGGGAGCCCCGGGGGCCUUGGAAUUGAAGAGGCACCAAAAGGAAGACAAUAAUCCUUACACAUGAUCU